CAAUCAGCGGCGUGGCCGGGUGGGCGGGGCGGGGAUGGACUGAGUGCGGCACGCGCCUCCCGCGUCCCACCAGCCCCGGCCCCGCACCUCCGCAUCCCCGCAUCCCCGCAUCCCCGCCCCGAGCGCUUAAGCGGACGGACGCUCGCUGAGGUUGGGUCUGAUUUGGCUCAUCUUGGGGAGGGGUCCUUUUAUUUAAUUAAUCGAUCGAUUUAUUUAUUUGCGUAUUCAUUCAUUCAUUCAUUCAUUCAUUUCCUCCCGGCGGGGAAGGGGAAGGGGCGGCCCGAGGAUGCGGCGCGGGACUGCGCUCGCUGCACCCGGACCCGAGAGCCCAGCAGGAUGCCCAGUGAUGCUGCUGUACAAGGCGGACAUGCAGAGCCCUUAUGAGGAGACUAGUCUAGCGGAGCUGGUGGCAGCACCUGCUGCUGGCAGGAGGGCGUGAACUUCAGUCACAACACAACCCUCAGGAAGCAUGUCGAAGAAAGGCCGUGCUGGCAAGGGCGAGAAGCCCGACAUGGAGACGGACCCGGUGCAGAUGGCCAACGAGGAGCUGCGGGCCAGGCUCACCAGCAUCCAGAUCGAGUUCCAGCAGGAGAAGAGCAAGGUGGGGAAGCUGCGCGAGCGGCUGCAGGAGGCCAAGCUGGAGCGCGAGCAGGAGCAGCGGCGCCACACGGCCUUCCUGUCGGAGCUGCGUGCCAAGCUGCACGAGGAGAAGACGAGAGAGCUGCAGGCUCUGCGUGAGGCCCUCAUCCGGCAGCAUGAGGCCGAGGCGGCCCGGGCGGCCAAGAUUAAGGAGGGCGAGCUGCAGCGGCUGCAGGCCACGCUGGCCGGGCUGCGGGACGGCGCAGCCGACAAGGUCAAGACGGCGCUGCUGGCCGAGGCACGCGAUGAGGCACGCCGGGCCUUCGACGGCGAGCGCCUGAGGCUGCAGCAGGAGAUCCUGGAACUCAAGGCGGCACGCCGGCAGGCCGAAGAGGCGCUGGGACACUGCAUGCAGGCCGACAAGGCCAAGGCGGCCGACCUGCGCGCCGCCUACCAGGCACACCAGGACGAGGUGCACCGCAUCAAGCGCGAGUGUGAGCGCGACAUCCGCAGGCUGAUGGAUGAGAUCAAAGGGAAGGACCGUGUGAUCCUGGCCUUGGAGAAGGAGCUGGGUGUGCAGACGGGCCAGACCCAGAAGCUGCAGCUUCAGAAAGAGGCCUUAGAUGAGCAGCUGGUCCAGGUCAAGGAGGCCGAGCGGCACCACAGCAGCCCCAAGAGAGAGCUCCCGCCUGGCAUAGGGGACAUGGCUGAGCUCAUGGGCGCCCCGGUGAGGAAACUCCUGGGGUUCUGGGGGGCCCAGAACCUGUUCGAGAUGCACCUGCCCCCGGGGGCUCCAUUCCAGGAUCAGCACAUGGAUGAGCGCGACGCUCGGCGAUUCCAGCUGAAGAUAGCGGAGCUGAACUCGGUGAUCCGGAAGCUGGAGGACAGGAACACCCUGCUGGCUGAUGAGAGGAAUGAGCUGCUGAAACGCUCGAGGGAGACCGAGGUGCAGUUGAAGCCGCUGGUGGAGAAGAACAAGCGGAUGAACAAAAAGAACGAGGACUUGCUGCAGAGCAUCCAGAGGAUGGAGGAGAAGAUCAAGAACCUCACGCGUGACAACGUGGAGAUGAAAGAGAAGCUGUCUGCUCAGGCGUCGAUGAAGCGCCACGCAUCCCUGACCGACCUGAGCCUGACACGCGACGAGCAAGAGAUCGAGUUUCUGCGGUUGCAGGUGCUGGAGCAGCAGCACCUCAUUGAUGACCUCUCACUGGAUCGGGAGCGACUGCUGCGUUCCAGGAGACUUCGGGGGAAAGGCCUGAAGCCCCCCAAGAAGCAUGUUGUGGAGACAUUUUUUGGAUUUGACGAGGAGUCAGUGGAUUCGGAGACCUUGUCAGAGACCUCGUGCACAACUGACAGGACGGAUCGCGCCCCGAUCACCCCCGAGGAGGACGUGGAUGAUGCCCCCAGCAGGGAAGAGGCGGACCUGCGCUUUUGCCAGCUGACCCGGGAGUACCAGGCACUGCAGCGGGCAUAUGCCCUCCUGCAGGAGCAGGUCGGCGGCACACUAGAUGCCGAGAGGGAGGCCCGGGCCCGGGAGCAGCUGCAGGCUGACCUGCUGAGGUGUCAGGCCAAGAUUGAGGACUUGGAGAAGCUUCUGAUGGAGAAAGGGCAGGACUCAAAAUGGGUGGAAGAAAAGCAGCUGCUCAUCAGAACAAACCAAGACUUGCUGGAAAAGAUCUAUAGGCUGGAACUGGAAGAGAACCAGCUCAAGAACGAAAUGCAAGAUGCCAAGGAUCAGAACGAGCUGUUAGAGUUCAGAGUGCUAGAGCUGGAAGAGAGAGAGAGAAGGUCGCCCGCCUUUAACCUACACCUUGGCACCUUCCCUGAGAACAGCAGUGCGCUCCAGCUCUUCUGCCACCACGAAGGAGUGAAGGAUGUGAAUAUUUCUGAACUCAUGAAGAAGUUGGAUAUCCUGGGUGAUAACGGGAAUUUGAGGAACGAAGAACAGGUGGUCAUUAUCCAGGCCGGGACCGUGCUGGGCCUGUGUGAAAAGUGGCUGAAGCAGAUAGAGGGGACAGAGGCUGCGCUGACCCAGAAGAUGCUGGACCUGGAGAAGGAGAAGGACCUAUUCAGCAGGCAGAAGGGCUACCUGGAAGAGGAGUUGGACUACAGGAAGCAGGCCCUGGACCAGGCCUACCUGAAAAUCCAGGAACUGGAGGCCACGCUGUUCACGGCGCUGCAGCAGGAGCCGGGUCUCAAGGCUACUGAGGCGCUGAGCGCGGGCCAGCGCGAGGACCUGCAGGCGGCCGUGGAGAAGGUGCGGAGGCACAUCCUGCGACAGAGCCGCGAGUCGGACAGCCAGGUGCUGCGGGAGCGCAUGGAGCUGCUGCAGGCCGCCCAGCAGAGAAUCCGGGAGCUGGAGGAGAAGCUGGAGGCCCAGCGGAGACACCUCAAAGAGCUGGAGGAGAAGUUUUUGUUCCUGUUUUUGUUUUUCUCACUAGCAUUCAUUCUGUGGCCUUGAUGACGUCAACAGCCGGGAACUUGGGUUGGUAGAAAAAAAAAUGCUCACAAGGACCCGUGUUCCCCAGAUAUUCUAUGAAGGGGGAGACCCUGGGAUGGGGGGAACCCUUGCUUAGGGCCGUCUGGACUCCCCAGCACACUCUGGAGGCCUAUAAAGCAGGGGUGAGACUGUGGGAGAAAGGCUCCAGCCCCACCUCAGCGCUUCUCAGGGCUGGAGACAGGAUAGAGGCCAGGCCCCACACUGGGCAUUCUCAGUGCCUGGCCCAGUGGCCUGAGCAUUGAUAGGAAUGGUCUCUGGCCUCCCUGAACAAGGCAGCAUGCUGCAGCUGCUAUUCCUGGUCUUUCCCUUAAAUCCAGCCGGGAUGAAGCUCUGUGGGUUCUGGGGUUUCCGCAGCUGCCGUGCCCCUACACAGUGCCCCGAUGCCUGUGAGACACCAGCCACACACAGCCCGUUGGGGCUACCAUCGCCCAGAGUCAGGGUGCCCAGA
Suncus etruscus (white-toothed pygmy shrew) is the source of this 3527-nucleotide messenger RNA. RefSeq names its product janus kinase and microtubule interacting protein 1 (gene JAKMIP1). Bases 470 to 3040 code for a protein of 856 amino acids. The record is from RefSeq and is a predicted model, not a curated record. The transcript has 21 exons. Gene Ontology annotation, molecular function: GABA receptor binding; kinase binding; microtubule binding. NCBI's taxonomy places the organism in Eukaryota, Metazoa, Chordata, Mammalia, Eulipotyphla, Soricidae.